Harmonia axyridis is the source of this 4253-nucleotide messenger RNA. RefSeq lists its product as uncharacterized. The record is from RefSeq and is a predicted model, not a curated record. Lineage: Eukaryota; Metazoa; Arthropoda; Insecta; Coleoptera; Coccinellidae. The coding region runs from base 317 to 1111 and encodes 264 amino acids. The transcript has 6 exons.
AGAUCUCUUCAUCAAUGUCGUCAUAUCACAAUAAGUUUCGAAAGAAAGAAAAAUUUCCAAACUUUCUGGCGCAUGCGUCGAUUUUCGGGAAACGUUGGGAAAGUUGACACUUUCCCUGCUCAGUUUUCCACUUGCAUCAGCGCGCGGAGGGCUUUUCCGACCCGCUUUCCAGCCCGAAAACACGUGGUCUGUACGAUAGGUCGUGUCGGUGAAAAUGACUGUUGAGAUAAUUCAUCGCGAUAAUAAAGGUUUUCCCAUAGUGUCUUAUAUUUCAUUCUGUAACAAUGACUCUUGAAGUGGAGUGAGAUGUGAGAUAAUGUGUGGUGGAAAACAAUCUAUGAGCAUUUCCUUAUUUUUCUUUAUGGGUGCACUAGUGAUUGCUACGAGUGUAAAGAUAAAUAAACUUCAAGUGCCUGAAGUGAUAAAAUAUGGCGCUCCUGUAGUGCUGGACUGUGAUUUUACAUUAGAAGAGACUGAUCAAGAUUUGGUAGUUAAAUGGUAUUUCAACAGAAACAACAGAUCCCUAGUAUAUCAAUGGAUACCAGCAUCUCAAAACAGGCCCCAAGUAUUGGGCGUCCUGAAAGACCAUCUGAAUAUGGAAUAUGCCACAGGUUUAGAUGCUUACAGCAAGCAACGAGCUUUACAUAUCCUCGAUGCUGGUCCAGAUCUGUCAGGAGAUUAUACAUGCUCGGUGUCAACAAUGCAGAGCGAAGAUAUUCGUACAAAGAGCAUGCUUGUAUUUGUGCCAGAAAGGAGUCUAAUGGUACGUCGAAUGAGUGCUGGUCAAGGCAAGAUCAGGGUGCAAUGUUUAGCGGAAGGAGUUUACCCGAAUCCAAUAGUGAUGCUAUAUUCAUUAGAGAGGGAUAUAGGUCCCGCUGCAGUGACGUCCAGACAGAGAGGGGAGCUUUACGAUGUUUCAGCUACUGCAACGCUCGACGAGUUGCAAGAACCGGAAGAGUUCGCUUGCGAUCUAACAAUACCUCAGGCCAAUUAUUCUGUCAGAAGGGAAACUGUUAUCUAUCCCGGUAACAAUGGGACGCAUCUUGGUAACGCUAAAUGGAUCAUCGUUGCAGCCUUCACGUGGCUAUUUCUCUACCGGACUUCUAGCUGACUGUACCGGAGUGAGUGAACGUGUUACAGUUUUGUUUUCGGGACUGUACCUGGUUCGAAUAGUUUCCAGAUCGAGAAAAUUAGGGUUAGUCGGGAAUCGGCACAUCCGACAAAUCGAAUUACAUUAGAAAACUUUCAAUUCCUCGCGCUUAACGAACUGAGAUCGAUUAUUGUUUACCUUUUUGCUGUGAUUGGAAUUGCUGAGAUCAGUUCAGAUUUUUUUUUGGAUUUGUUAUAAAUUUCUAUUACGAAGAGGUCGAAGCAAGAGUUGUUUUGGACCGGGUAAUUUUUUUUAAGUUGAAUCAGUUGAAAAUCUCGAGAAGGAAAAAUGUUUCUAAUGAAAGCUCGAUGGUUGCGAGAGAGAUGUUCACUUAUGCUAUAACCUCUUUCUUCAACCUUGUGAGAGGAAGGGGUCAACUUUGGAACAUUAAGUGGGAACCUCCGUUGUUAAUUGCAGAUCCGCAUUCUACGGAAAAUGAUACAAAAGUCUUGUAAAAUCAGUUUUCCACGAUUCGUCUCAGAUGGCUUUGUAAUCGAAUUUGAAUCUUACGUCUCAAUGACCUCCAAUUGUUGAAACGAUAGAAAACGUUCUGCGCAUAAAUGUUCAAGAUUUGACAGAGAUUUUUAUUAAAUUUCUGAUAAAAGAGAUGCAUUUUUUUUGUCUUUUUUGUUCUCAGACGUAAAAUUUAAAUUCGAUAACAGAGCCAUCAUGAAAAAAAAUUUCGGAUGAAACUUCUGUAUUUUCUGCCGUAGUAUACGUAUCUGCAAUAAAAACAAGGUUUCCUAUUCGAAAUUUUAAACUUGAACCCCGUCGCCCAGAAAGGCAAAGUGAAUGGAAUAGGUCAUAAGUAUAGGCUUCCCCCUCGAAACCAUCAUUUAUUCGAUAUAUUUUUCUGUAGCCUGUUUGCUUUUUCGAAAAUUUUGACUAAUUCAACGUAAAAGAAUCACCCUGUAUAUACACACCGGCAAAAUUAGGAACGGACAAAAUCUCAACGAAGUUUUAAGUUAAUUUUCUCUUGAAACCUUUGACCGAUUUUAUCAAUUAUUUUUUUUUGAAAUAUAGCUUAAUUCCUCGGAAACAUCUUAAGAAGUCUUUCUCAUUUUUUUUUGGUUUUAUACAGGGGUGAAUGAAAAAAAUUUAAAGCAACGUUUAAUUCAGAACACUCUGUGAAGUGAUUCGUUAAUAGACGAGAAUGUUUUCGAAUACCUACCUUCUCAGAUGUAACCUAAUAUUUUCUGACAUUUUUUUCCAACAUAUUCCGAUAUCCUAAUUUUGAGAGAAAUCACAGUACUCCAUAUGGUACUGUUCUUGAACGAAAAAUUAAAAUUUUGAAUCGCAAAGCUUUUCAAGUUAAUUUCAAUUGAUGCACCGAACCAAAAGCAUACAUGAAUUUAAUGAAUUAUUUGAUUGUAUUGAUUAAUUCAGAUAUCAUUUUUUGAACAGAAACAUUAAUGCAAUGAACAAUCGUUCAUCAUAUUGAUGAGUUGUUUUCAUUGAAUCAAGGAACAACUUCCAAUAAACCAAUAAAAUGUUUAUUUUUACAAUGUUUAGUUCACUAUGUAGGUAUAACUGUUCAUUGGAGUUGUUCAAAGUAGUUUAUGCUCGACUUGAUACAGGAUGUCUCAAAUUCGAUGUUCAUUGAAAGCUACAAUCUGUCGUUGGAUUGAACCUCGUUUAAAACAUAUUAAACUUUUGAAAACGAAACAGACGAGAUAUCAGGCGGAAUGAACUAAUUUAAAAAAAAGGUGGGACACUAGAAAAUUCAAAUUUGAAUAUCUCGAAGAUAAAUGUAUUAAAUAAAAACAAUUACUAUGCUGAACUCAGGAUAGAAACACUUUUGAAAUGAGGUUUAAUUGACCACAUCUUUCCAAUCCAAAAUUUAGUGGUUGGUGUUCUAACGCUAAGGGUCUUGAAAGUUGUCCUUCUCGAAUCAAAAAUUGAUGUGACCGAGUAUUUUUUUGAAAUGAAUUCAUUAUCUCGUCUGUUCUGUUUUCAGAAGCCCAUCUUGUAUUUAGGUUCUUCAAUGAUUUUGAGUGCACAUCGAUCUCAGUUGGAGAAUAUAAUUCCUUAUAGUGCCAAAUUCUGAAUGUACUUGUGUUCACACGAAAGGCGAAACUUUUUGAACCAGACGUUAUAUGGAGUAGACUGAAAAUGACAAUUUUUUUUACCUAAAAUACGUAAAUGGUGUUUCCAUGUAUUCUUUUCAUGUAAAUAGUUCAAUUGAAGAAGUUGGCUGAACAAAUUCUUGAGAGGUUGAGUUCUUUCAUUAAUUCCAUUCGACAUCUCAUUAACGAAAUAUUAACAAAAAUCUUCUGAAAAAUGAUUUUUUUCUUAAACGUUCAAUAACAACGUCAUAUUUCGACUGACAAGAUCAUUGAAAAGUACUACUUUUCCUCCACCGAAGAGAAAAGUGUUUUCAUGUCAACGUUGAAUUACUUUUCCUCUGUCGGAGGGAAAAGUGUUGCCUAGCAAUGAUAACUAUCGACUAUUAUACUUCAUGUCUGUCAAAAUAAAUUAAGCAUAACAACCGUAAGUAGGCAUAUUUUCUAUUGAUCCAUCAAUUACAACUACCGUUAAUAUAAAUUUUAUUUAAAGUUGGAUAUCCAGCUUUUUAUGAAUUCCAAAACGUUUGAAAAAAAAAAACAUAUUUCAUUCGGAGGAGAAGUGACUUUUACGACUCGUCUUCAUUUAUCGCCUCAUUACCUUAUAUGUGGGUAAACACAGUCUCGUCAUGAAAAGUGACACUUCUGCUUAUGAAAUAAUUCACUAAUAUGUGAAUAUAGAUGAAUAAAAUCAUAAAUUUUCAUCACUAAACAUGAAAUUUCAAAUGUAAUGCUAAAAAUGAUGAGAAUUAUUAAUUUCAUACUCAGAACAUCGAUUAUCAAAUGUACACAUUUUAUAAUGUUCAGCUAAUUUCUGACAUCUCAGAAAUAAUUCUUGAUUGCUGAAAAUUCAAUGUGGUAUAGGACCUCUAAAACGAAAAUAUUAGAGCUUCAACUUGUGAGUAAAUGAAUGUUUAUUCUAUUUGUGAUCAGAUUUAUUCUAUUGAUGUUGAAAGAAGAAGAUUCCUUAGCAUGAUUUCAUUUGAAAUUGUAAAUAUGGUCUUAAUAAAUGAUGUUUCAAUAAAUAAAAGCAUUUUCGU